This is a messenger RNA of Vigna angularis (adzuki bean), 1524 nucleotides long. RefSeq lists its product as uncharacterized. The transcript has 2 exons. The record is from RefSeq and is a predicted model, not a curated record. Gene Ontology annotation, molecular function: zinc ion binding; nucleic acid binding. NCBI's taxonomy places the organism in Eukaryota, Viridiplantae, Streptophyta, Magnoliopsida, Fabales, Fabaceae. Bases 1 to 1524 code for a protein of 507 amino acids.
AUGGCUACAAGUGAAGAAUGGCAAUGCAAGAAGUUUGAGAACGGAUUGAGAAGCGACUUAAAGGUAUUAAUAUCCAGCUUGUGCAUUAGAUCAUUCCCUGCUAUGGUUGAGAGGGCUAAAGUGUUAGAGAAGAACGUGGCUGAUGCCGAGCAACAGAAGAAACAACAGUUGAGCAGGGGGCCGGUUUUAUCAAGAAAUACCUCUACUGUGAGAAGACCCUCGUACGCUCGUCCAACCCAAUCCUCUGGUGGAUCCCAAGGCUUGGCUACUGUCGGCCAAUCUGGACAGCAAAGGAGUUUGACUUGUUUUCAGUGUGGAGGACCGCACUAUAGGUGGGCCUGUCCUCAACUGACUGGGGGAAAAUACUGCAACAAAUGCAGAAGGAGCGGACACUUGGAUCAUGAGUGUAACAUGGGAGGUCGUGCGGCAGCAAGGCCGCCGAACGCUAGAAGAACACAUCAAGGGAGAGGGGGACGUGCGCAGGCAGUAGGGAGAGUGUAUGCUAUCACGGGUGCUGAAGCUGCUAGUUCAGGUUUAGAGGUAAUUUUGGGGAUGGAUUGGUUGGCUACCAAUCGCAUUCUCAUAGAUUGUGGUAAGAAAGAGUUAGUCUUUCCGGAUGAAGAAGAAGAGGAAUUCUCAGUGACGCUCGGUCAGCUGAAGGAAUAUAUAGUAGAGGGCGCCUACUGUUUUCUGAUAAUGACGCAUUCAGAUGAAGGAUUUGAAGGAGUGAAAUGGGGACGAUCGUCGCAAAAUGAGUCGAAUGGAGGACGAUCGGUAAUUGAAGAAUUUCCUGAAGUCUUUCCAGACGAGAUACCUGGAAUGCCUCCUAUUCGUGAGGUUGAAUUUACGAUCGACCUGGUGACGACAGCAGCGCCAAUAUCUGUUCAACCUUAUAGAAUGUCGCCUGCGGAGUUGGUUGAGCUCAAGAAGCAAAUAGAAGAAUUAAUGGACAAGCAGUUCAUCAGGCCGAGCGUAUCGCCUUGGGGAGCGCCUGUGUUGUUGGUAAAGAAGAAGGAUGGCAGCUCCAGACUUUGCAUUGACUACCGGCAGCUUAAUAAGCUUACCAUCAAGAACAAGUAUCCACUUCCUCGGAUUGACGACCUACUGGAUCAGUUGCAGGGAGCGAGCGUAUUCUCAAAGAUUGACUUACGCUCGGGCUAUCAUCAGAUUCGGGUAAAGGAAGGGGACAUUCAGAAGACGGCCUUUAGGUCUCGUUAUGGGUAUUAUGAGUAUGUGGUAAUGUCGUUCGGGGUGACGAACGCGCCAGCAAUCUUCAUGGACUACAUGAACCGGAUAUUCCGACCAUACCUGGACAAGUUCGUAGUGGUCUUCAUUGAUGAUAUCCUGAUUUACUCCAAGAGCCAUGAAGAGCAUGAGGAACACUUGCGGGUUGUGCUUGGCGUGUUGAAGGAGAAGGAAUUGUACGCCAAGUUAUCAAAGUGUGAAUUUUGGAUGAAGAGCGUGCAGUUCUUGGGACAUGUUGUGUCAGCCGAAGGAAUCUCUGUGGACCCGGCAAGAGUAUGA